Molecule: messenger RNA, 4473 nt
Organism: Eufriesea mexicana
Lineage: Eukaryota; Metazoa; Arthropoda; Insecta; Hymenoptera; Apidae
Gene: stv
Product: BAG domain-containing protein starvin
Exons: 2
Coding region: 148-2502 (784 amino acids)
Biological process (GO): protein stabilization
Cellular component (GO): cytoplasm; cytosol; nucleus
Molecular function (GO): adenyl-nucleotide exchange factor activity; protein-folding chaperone binding
Source: RefSeq, a predicted model, not a curated record
GUAGGGGAGUUAUACGAAGGAUCGUUUCGUGACUGUCGUGGGAAGGACCGUCUUUCGAGUUAAAUUUGGUACACCGUGUCGGCUAAAAGGCAAUAAGUGCAACGUUCGAAUUGUAUAUGAAACGCUUGUGCGCGAGUACACGCAGCUAUGUCUUUCUACUUUCGCGACCGACCGAAAUUUGGCGAUAGACUGCGUGGUAAAUCCGGCGAUGAACUUUUACAAGAAAUUAAACAACAAUUCGAUGAAGAUAGCAAGUCUUUCUUUGAACCCACUAAUAGAUCGGGACGGGAUCCCUUUGAACGACAUUCCGGCUUCUCAAGAGUAUUUCCAUUUGACGACGAUAAUUUUGGAAGACGAAGUGACAUCCGUGCUCACCUUGAUAACCUAGCAGCCCGUCACCCGGAAUUCGCAGACCAUUUAUUGGGCCCACCGUGGGGUGACAUACCCUUCCACGGCUCUUUCCGUAAUCGGAACCGUGACUCUGGAAACGGAGGACGCAACAAUCCUCAACAAGGGUAUUCCGACGAGGACGCAAGAAGCCAGGCAAGCGGAAGUAGCGCUGCCAGCGGAACUAGUGUCUCCAGUUCUCACGGUGAAUCAGACGUUAACCAGAAUCAACAAAAUAAAUCUUCAAACUUCGAGCAAAGUAAUAGGAAAGGUCAAAUCCCGCAAUACGGAUUACGUAAUACUGUAGAUAUAGGUCAGCACCAUCACAACAUGGAGAAUCCAGACAGAGGAAAUCGUGGUCAACGUUCUAUGUCCGCACCUCCUGAGAAUAGACAGUCAUUUAAUCAGCAUCAACCACAACAGCAAGAGCAACAAUCAGAGCAACAGUCUCCGCAGCAGCCUCAGGGACAGAGGUACGUUUCCAGGAUAGAUAUAACGCCACAACAUAAUCAGCCUCAGCAGCAACAAAAGGUACAGCAGCAGCAGCAGCAGCAGCAGCAGCAAUCGCAGCAACAACCUCAAGCACAGCAAAAGUCUCAACAGCAAGGCAACGUUAGACAUAUUCCAAUUUUCGUAGAGGGUAGAGACGAGCCUGUAUUUCCAAGGAGUUUCGAUGAACCGUCGACCUUCCGAAGGGAACCUUCUCCAACACAAUUUCAUUCUCCACCGCACUUCCAAAGACCAUCGCCAUUUGGUCAGCACUUUUCUGGAAGACAUCAUCAAUGGCCUCCACAGUUUGAAGAUCAGUUUUAUCAAUCACCAAGUUCAUUCGAACAUCCUUCUAGGAGACAGCAACCGACCCAUACCUUCCAGCAACCUAGGCAACAGCAGUAUACUGAAAGGCAGCCUCAGCAGCAACAAUAUAGCGAAAGACAGCCUCCGCAACAACAAUAUAGCGAAAGGCAGCCACAGCAGCAAUAUUAUGAGCAGCCAAAGCAACAGAGGCCACAACAAACUCAGCAACAGCAGCAGCCUCAAGAACAACAAGAAUUACCAAAGCCUAAACCUAACGUUCCAAAGGAUCCUUUAGAAAGAGUAGCCCUUGUCCAGAAAGAGGUUGAUUCCCUAGCUGAACAGGUUAAGCAGUAUCAUGGAAAUUCCAGAACAGACAAAGAGUAUAUUUAUCUGGAUGAAAUGCUUACUAGGGAAUUGAUAAAAUUAGACGAUAUCGAGACAGAAGGUAGAGAUAACGUUCGACAGGCGCGUAGAAACGCAAUAAAAAGUAUACAGGAAACGAUUAGCUUACUGGAGUCGAAGGCGCCGCUUCCUUCGCAGCAACCAUCAUCUCAGGAACAUGAAAAGCAAGAAGAUCAAGUUUCUAAUGUUACCAAGGAAGCCGAACGGACAGAAUCCAUGGACGUGGAUCAGAAAUCAGAAGACCAGUCGCAGAAUAAGGAAGCUAUUCCUCUACCCCCUGGUCCAUCAUCUCCAACGAAGAAGUCUGAAGAAAUCGCACCUUCUACGGAGAAAAUAGAGAGUAUUGGCAAUGAUAAUGUUCCGACGAAUCAACAACAGGAGCCUAGCCAGACUGUCGGCAAUCCUAUGGACACAACUCCAGCAGAAAAGCAGGAAACGCCAACGAUGGGUGCACAGCAGAAUUCAGAAGAAGCGAACGUAACUGAACAAAAGAAAUUGGAAAACGUUCCAGUUGAAAAACAAGAAAACACCACUGAGGAGAAACAAAUAGAUGUUUCUGCUGAAAAGUGCACAGAUAACGUUCCUGUUAACGAAGGAAAAAUAGAAAAUGCUUCAGAGAAAGUUCCAGAGGAGAAGAAAACAGAGAAUACUUGUAAGGAAAAGAAAGGAACUGCAUCCACAGAGAAGAAGAAAACCGAGAACAUUUCCAAGGAAAAGAAGUCUGAGAAAACUGACAGUAAACAGCCUGUCCAAGAACAACAACAGAAAACGGAGGAAAAAAUGGAAAUGGACAGUAGCGAGAUAAGGCAAUCGCCCAAGUCACGGAAGAAAGGGAAGAAGACGAAGAAACAGGGUCCUGUGUCUGACAAACCCAUACCAUUGCCAGCUCCAGAAAACACUGAGGCCAGUGCAAAGUAGGAUAACAGAUAGAAAGAAACACAGAGUUUCAAUUGCACCAAGAGAUGCGUUAAUGUAACUGUUGGGUUUGCAUAUCGCCGGGACAGAACUACAAUUUUAAGGGCGAAAAGAAGCCUUUCCAGUCUCAUUCGAAGAGCCACGAGCCCAGUGGCAUUGUUUCUAAUCUGUUUACGAUAAUUCUUGGUGUCAGAUCAGCAAGAACGUCGUGGAUCGACGUGACAAUCGCACAAUCGUUCGUCAGCAUGACAGGAAACGCUUUUCGUCUUGUUUCGUUGCUCCCUUGUCCACGUAGUCAUAUGUAUGUGUCGAAUAAUUUCAGAAAAAAGUUCGACAGGAAAAGUGUAGAAUCUAUUCGAAUGAAAUUAGAGCGUACAGAAGAAUCGUACAAUGAAUGUCUCACGUUUUGAAGGCUGUCACGCUGUUGCGUUGCAUUUGCAUAAGGCUAUCCCUCUGUUUUCUUCUCAUCAUUGCAGUGGUUUCGUAUGGAAUCACAUGGAGAAUAACGUAGAAUACUCACGGAAUUGUAUGAUACGUUUGACUACAAUGUACGGUGCAAUCUGAUUGCACUCGAGGAAACAAAAAUAUCGGUCCCCUUUUAGAAGUAAUUUUUCUCUGCCUAUGUUUUUUUUUUUUUAAAUUAGUCAUGUUAUUUAUUAGACAUUUCCUUUCUCUUAUUUGCUCAUCGACUGGCUAGUAGAUUAGUUGGUAAGUGAGUGAAUAAAUGUAAAGGAAUAUGAAAGAGGUGAACCCUCUUAUUUGGAGAAAGUCUAUGAGUACUUUGUUUAACAUUCAGCUUUUUAAGAACCGAUAUUUAAUGUUCUGCGCAUUAUCGAGUCUGAUAGAGAGUCGGUAUAGGUAAUAAGAUUAGAAAGAGGAGUUUAAUACGAUUACGUGAAUUUUAAGUGUAUCGAAUGGUAGAUGAUGACGAUUAUUGAAAAGAAAAUGCGUUGGGGAUUACUGGGGAAUGUUCACGAACGGAACGCGUCUGUUUCUUACGAUUAGUAUUACAGCGCACGGCCUGAGACGUAAUAAAGCUAACUUUAUUAUUAUUAUUAUUAUAAUUAAUAUUUAUAACUUAUUGUGCGUCUGCUGAACGAUUCAAGCACGAUUUCCGUGCCUCUAAUGUAGUAGGUUUAUAAUAAAAGAAAGAUGAUUCAGGAAUUUUCCGAUUUUUAAUAAUAACGUGAGUAAAAGGAACUUAAUUAACUCGACAUAAUUAUACAAAUUGACUCAAAGAAAUUAAUGGGAUAUAGUGACGUACUAGUUAACUCAAUAGUAUUUAUAAGGUAACUUAAUUAUCCUUAUGCUCUAAGAUUUCCACGCCAUAUAAGGGUAAUUUAUAAUAUGGUAAUUUACUAUUAUACGAAAACAGAAUCAUGCAAUUUAAUCUAAAGCAACCAGUUCCUGAAUAAGAAUAAUUACAUAAGCUUCUUCCAUCAGACUUAUGACAUAGUAUGAAAUCUGUGAAUUUCUGAAUCGCUUUAUUUCAUCGCCACAUGCACAUCUUUCAUCGAUGAAAUGCGUGUGGAAUAUGAACCGUGUACAUAUUAGGAUCGUAUGUGUUCGUUUUGUAAAAAAAAUGAUGCAGCCUGUUCAGCGUAUUCUAAAUCAUCGUCCUAUGUUGACGCUAUAAUUCAUUGGAUAUUUAACAAUAUUAAGAAAUUUCUCUUCUGUAAAAAAAAGAAAAUGACCGAUACCAAGGCAAUGGGGUGCAUUAUUUUAUGGUUCCUUGUUCAGGGUGAUACUCAUCAUUAUUCUUCGUCUUUUGUUUCUUUCUUUUUUUCCUUUUCUUUUGUUUCUGUACGAUGAUUACGUAUCCAUAGAGAUCAUGAGCUUUCAGCCAGAAAUUUUGUAUUUUUUCUGACGUAUGAGAAUUGUGUGGAAGAAAGAGUAUAUGGGUAAUUAUACGGAGAAAAAAUAUGAGAGAAUGUAUGGAUGAAUGAAUGAUCUGACUGUGGUGGUAAACAAAUG